AUGUCUCCCGUCCAGCAAUACUGGCUUCCGGGCUACGGGCUAUCCCGUCAUAUUGUCCUAGGCCAUAUCCAUUACUUCCUUGGACCAAGUGCAACAGUUAGACCCUACAGCUACCAGGGACGCGAAGGCUACCUCAUCAAUGGCGUGCCACUCACGCGGGAACAGAUCGACGAUCUCACGGUAAUGUCCCGAGAGUACGAGAAGCAGGAAGCUACUCGAAUGGCCCACAACACCAGCGGCUCAACUUCUAGCUCUAGCAGCGACAACUCGACAACCCAGUCGGAGCCCUACAUCAAUGAAAUCAUCCCUAUUAGUCAACCCGGAGCACGCAGACAACCAGACUUACGAGGCGGUCGUUGA
Penicillium griseofulvum is the source of this 360-nucleotide messenger RNA. RefSeq lists its product as uncharacterized. The record is from RefSeq and is a predicted model, not a curated record. Bases 1 to 360 code for a protein of 119 amino acids. The transcript is spliced from 3 exons. NCBI's taxonomy places the organism in Eukaryota, Fungi, Ascomycota, Eurotiomycetes, Eurotiales, Aspergillaceae.